AUGAAUGACAGGGAAAUCAUUGACUUGCUCGUUAAACUGCACGGAUCAAGACAUGCUGCUGAUGCAUUACGGUACGCUCUCAAGUGGAACGAGCCUGAGCUUGUGAACCGUCUGCUUGAGAGGUCUGACAUGGAUGCCUCUGUGCCUGAUUCUGAUGGUCAAACUCCUCUCUUCUGGGCGAUCCAGUACAAACGAGUGGAUAUUGUUACGUUACUGCUCAAGCGUCAAGAAGUUGAUCCUGGUACACCUGAUAGGGACGGUCUCACUCCCUUACAGGUGGCCGUUGGUGUGAGAAGUUUACCACUUGUUGGACUGCUCCUCCAAUGCGAAGAAACCAAUGCUCGCAGGACUGACGCAGGAAAAUCUAGUGCCCUCCACAUUGCUGCCGCGCGUGGGGAACUACAGAUCGUGAAUCUCCUCUUAGAGCAAAACGGUCUUGAAGUAGCAUCCCCUGAUUCAACGGGGAACACUCCUCUACAGUGGGCUGUCAGAAGUCGUGAUAAAAAGUACCAUCCAAGUUUGGUUACGAUAUACGAUGAUGAUGAAAAUAACGACGAUGAUGAAGACGAAGAUGAUGAUAGUGAUACUUUUGACGAACCACCUGGGUAUAGAGAAGAAAGCCUCGACAUCAUCAAACGAUUACUAGCCAGACAAGAGGUCAACGCGGGAGGGCACGAUCAAGAUGGACUCACCCCUUUACACCACGCUUGCUUGAUAGCAGAUUACGAAGUUGUGGCGCUCUUACUUCAACGUCAAGAUGUUGACCCCAAAGCUCGAGGUAUAACUGGGCAGACACCUCUCCAUCUGGCAGCAUCGAAUCAUCAGCUAAGUGCAAAGAGGAUAAUGAAUUUGCUUCUCGAACAACCGGGUGUUGAGAUAACCGAGGUCGAUCACGAUGGCCGGACUGUCCUGCACUACCUCUGUGGCGGGUAUGAAAAAGAGUUCCCAGUCCUCGAUCUGAUCGAGACCGUGCUUCAAGCAGGCGUCCCGCUUGACCAGGAAUCUGCGACUGGGUUGACGGCCUUCCAUCAGGCCAUCUGUAGCGGACAUUGGAGUGUCGCUCUGUUUCUGCUCGACCAUGGUGCAGAUCCCAUGGUUUCGAAGCGUUUCAAGUACAACAACAGUUUGCUGCACAUCAUCUUGAAACAUGCUAACCGCGACGACGUAAAGAGCGAACUAAUCGAGAGGCUCAUCGAGAGAGGCAUUGAAGUCGAUACUUACACUGAUUCGCCUGUUUUCGAUCCCCGGUUCAAUGAGGACGACAAAAUCGAAAAAGUCAUAGAUAUACGAUCCCCAGAUAUUCUUGUCGGCACAUAUUGUACUCCGCUCUUGUUGGCAGCAAUGCGCGAGUACAGCCUCAAUAACAUGAAGAUACUCCUUGAUGCGGGAGCAGACCCGAGUGCGCUCGUCAUCAUCAGAGAUGUAGAAUUCGAGGGCAAGACGAAUGGUAAUCGUCAAGCGUUUCUGUCAGGAGUGUUCCGGCAUAUCUGGGAGCCUUUUAGCCCAGGCGACAGCGAAAUUUUAGAACAUGCAGAGCCCAUCGAAUUGUUGCUAGACUUUGGGUCACGGCUAGACUUUGAUGGUCCAGCGGAUAGUCCACUUCAGGAGGCCUGUAAAGCAGCAGAAAAAGGACAUUUUGCUUUGUUGAAGAUUUUGCGGGAAAGCUCAAAGGCAAGGAAUGUCAGCGAAAGCCAUGUUGAUAAGUUUAUCUCUGCUUAUAAAGACAAGCCGGAGUACAGUCAAAUUUGCCAGAUGCUGGAAUCUUUUAAGCAAAAGGUAUUAUUCAUCGAUUAAUGUUGGGGUUCGGCUUGUUGAAGCUGUUGGUGUUAGUUAGGGGCAUUUAGGUACCGGCACUUUAUCGAUGUCAUGUAAUAUAUAUAUUAGUAUAACAAGCAACAGGAAUAUCAUAUCUGAGUAGAAAUCUUCUGGUAAGACAACUGUGCUUCACGUAAAAUUUACAGAGAGUGUGUAACUUUUCUCUGUCGGAGGACUCUCAUG
Fusarium oxysporum Fo47 is the source of this 1998-nucleotide messenger RNA. RefSeq names its product ankyrin repeat-containing domain protein. The coding region runs from base 1 to 1794 and encodes 597 amino acids. The transcript has a single exon. Gene Ontology annotation, cellular component: nucleus; cytoplasm. Gene Ontology annotation, molecular function: protein binding. Gene Ontology annotation, biological process: regulation of barbed-end actin filament capping. NCBI's taxonomy places the organism in Eukaryota, Fungi, Ascomycota, Sordariomycetes, Hypocreales, Nectriaceae. The record is from RefSeq and is a predicted model, not a curated record.